CACAAUGCAGAGGACAAAACCAAUUUUGGCUUCAACUUUUUUCACGCAUGGAAUAAUAUAUGAGACUCGCAACACCAACUAAUUGAGUGCUUCCUUUCCAUAAAGGAAACUCUGAAACAAAUCAAAGAAAGCAAAACCCUGAAACCCUAGCUUCUCCACCACCCCGCAAGGACUGCCGCCGUCCGUCGCGCUCAGGCACUACCGUCGUCGUCGGGUCGUCCGCUUUUCUUCCUCAUUCGACAAUCGCACCUUCUCAGCAUUUCCUUCGACCCUCAUUUCCUCAGCAAAGCAAAAUCUUCUCUUCUGCCGUUCUGCUCCGUCCAGCCACCGCCGCGUCACCGCCAUCGUCGCAUCUGCUCGAAGCCGCCGUCCCCACUGCGCCUCGUCUGUGCUCGUAUCGCGUCCUUCCUCCGUCGCAAUUUGUCUCGCGUCGUUCCUCCGUCCAGGCCUCCUCUGCUCCAGUUCCGCCGUGCUCCUCCCUCCUCUGCUCCAGGCCAAAUCUUCUCCAGUUCUGCCGCUUUCAGCCCUCCAUCGUGCUCCCUCACCACCUCUGUGCCCUGAACCUUGCUCAACACUAUUACCUCCCCUUUCCUUUUCGUUCUGCUGAUUCUCCCUUCUUCGUUUUGAGUGAUGACGACGGCGUUUCAAGGAGCUGCAACCUCGGUGGCUCUCAAUGACCACCACAGGUCUCAGAUUCACACCUUCCAUGGAUUGAGGCCUGCUUAUGCUUCUUCUCUCACUCGCAAUGCCUUCACUCUCCCUUCUCCCGCUCGCUCUUUCUCCCUCAUACGUGCUGUUUCCACGUCGGGGAAGCCUGAAACUGCCACUGAGAAGCGAAGCAAAGUUGAGAUAUUCAAAGAACAAAGUAAUUUCAUAAGGUAUCCUCUUAAUGAGGAUCUGUUAACGGAUAGCCCUAACAUCAAUGAAGCAGCCACACAAUUGAUCAAGUUUCAUGGUAGUUAUCAGCAGUACAACAGAGACGAGCGUGGUACAAGAUCCUACUCGUUUAUGCUGCGUACGAAGAACCCUUGUGGGAAAGUUCCAAACCAACUCUACUUGACCAUGGACGAUCUUGCUGAUCAGUUUGGAAUUGGUACGCUUCGUUUGACCACCAGACAAACAUUUCAGCUCCAUGGUGUGCUCAAGAAGAACCUUAAAACAGUAAUGAGUACCAUUAUCCAUAAUAUGGGCUCGACUCUUGGAGCAUGUGGUGACCUAAAUAGAAAUGUCCUUGCUCCUGCUGCUCCAAUUUUGAGAAAAGAUUAUCUCUUUGCUCAACAAACUGCGGAAAACAUAGCUGCACUUCUGACUCCUCAGUCUGGAUUCUAUUAUGAUAUUUGGGUCGACGGGGAAAAGUUUGUGACAUCAGAACCUCCUGAAGUAGUUCAGGCACGAAAUGACAAUUCUCAUGGCACGAACUUCCCAGAUUCACCUGAGCCAAUCUAUGGGACUCAGUUCUUGCCAAGGAAAUUCAAAAUUGCAGUUACCGUGCCUACUGAUAACUCAGUGGAUAUUCUUACAAAUGACAUUGGUGUUGUUGUUGUUACUGAUGAUGAUGGGGAACCUCAAGGGUUCAACAUAUAUGUUGGUGGUGGAAUGGGAAGAACACACAGGUUGGAGACCACCUUCCCCCGCUUGGCUGAACCAUUGGGUUAUGUACCAAAAGAGGAUAUUUUGUAUGCAGUGAAAGCAAUUGUUGUUACACAACGGGAAAAUGGGAGAAGAGAUGACCGCAAGUACAGUAGAAUGAAAUAUUUGAUCAGCUCUUGGGGCAUUGAAAAGUUUAGAAGUGCUGUCGAGCAAUAUUAUGGCAAGAAAUUCGAACCUUUCCGAAAAUUGCCAGAGUGGGAAUUCAAAAGUUAUCUUGGGUGGCAUGAACAGGGUGAUGGUAGUUUAUUUUAUGGUCUUCAUGUUGAUAACGGUCGCAUUGGUGGAAAGAUGAAGAAAACACUGAGAGAGAUUAUUGAGAAGUAUAAUUUGAAUGUCCGGAUCACUCCAAAUCAGAACAUCAUCUUGACUGAUAUACGUGCUGCAUGGAAGCGUCCCAUCACAACAACUCUUGCUCAAGUUGGUCUUCUGCAACCUAGAUUUGUAGACCCCCUCAAUCUAACGGCAAUGGCAUGCCCUGCUUUCCCACUAUGUCCACUGGCAAUUACUGAAGCUGAACGAGGGAUACCAGACAUUCUUAAGCGGAUUCGAACCAUGUUCGAGAAGGUUGGUCUGAAGUAUAACGAGUCUGUGGUUGUAAGGGUAACUGGCUGCCCUAAUGGUUGUGCUAGGCCAUACAUGGCCGAACUUGGACUGGUUGGUGAUGGUCCAAACAGCUAUCAGAUUUGGCUUGGAGGAAACAAGAAUCAAACAUCAUUAGCUCAAAGUUUCAUGGACAAGGUGAAGGUUCAUGACCUUGAAAAAGUUUUGGAGCCUUUGUUUUAUUAUUGGAAGCAAAAGCGCCAGUCUAAAGAAUCAUUUGGCGAAUUCACUGCCCGCAUCGGAUUUGAGAAGCUUAAAGAAUAUGUCGAGAAAUGGGAAGGUCCAGUAGUGGCACCAACACGACACAACCUUAGGCUCUUCGCUGACAAGGAGACAUACGAAGCAAUGGAUGGGUUAGCAAAGCUUCAAAAUAAGACUGCUCAUCAGUUGGCCAUGGAAGUUAUCCGCAAUUUUGUUGCUUCCAACCAAAACGGAAAAAGUGAAUGAGCUCGUCGACUAACCUGGCCAAGGAAAGACUUGUGCAAUUUUGCGAAUGGUGGACAGGUGACUGAUUGUUACUCUGCUCUAAUGGUGGUAACCCUAGGGCUGGAUGAAAUUCAUGUUUGGAUUUUGAUUAAUUUCGACGGUAAAAAGCUUCUGAUGUUGAAACUUUGGAUGCAUCAUCUUUUAUUGUAUGCUUUGCCUUCCAUAAAUACAAUAAGUUUUUGUAUCAAAUUUUGGGUUGUAGACAACUCUUUUCUUGUUCA
Molecule: messenger RNA, 2957 nt
Organism: Arachis duranensis
Lineage: Eukaryota; Viridiplantae; Streptophyta; Magnoliopsida; Fabales; Fabaceae
Product: sulfite reductase [ferredoxin], chloroplastic
Exons: 9
Coding region: 631-2697 (688 amino acids)
Biological process (GO): sulfate assimilation
Cellular component (GO): chloroplast stroma; sulfite reductase complex (NADPH)
Molecular function (GO): sulfite reductase (ferredoxin) activity; 4 iron, 4 sulfur cluster binding; heme binding
Source: RefSeq, a predicted model, not a curated record